Molecule: messenger RNA, 1539 nt
Organism: Penicillium griseofulvum
Lineage: Eukaryota; Fungi; Ascomycota; Eurotiomycetes; Eurotiales; Aspergillaceae
Exons: 7
Coding region: 1-1539 (512 amino acids)
Source: RefSeq, a predicted model, not a curated record
AUGGCUGACCAAUACGCGCACCUCCUUGCGCGUAAACAAUUUGACUGGUGGGAUGAUGUAGAAAACGAUAUCCCCUUGACGAAGACAUCGGUCCAUACACCUAUUGUCCCUAGUAAAGCCACAAACCCGGAUGAAUAUGCUUUCCUUCUUGUGAGGGAACAGUUUGAUUGGUGUGAAGAUGUGGAGAACGAUAUCGCGAUGAAAGAUAAAUCCAUCGCUAUGGAUACUAACGUCCCUAUUGUCGAUGCUCAAAACCUCGCUGCCAGUUCUGCUGGUUAUACAACGACUAUAGAACCGGAUGGCGAGUACCCUCAAUUUCCCGUUGAUUAUUACUUCCAGGAGAAUACCGAGGAUGAUGUCGCUGUCACCUUCUCUACUAAUGAAGAUACAUGUCUUGACCUCCCACACCACGAGUUCUUCGAUUCGGCCGAUACUAGAACUAAUGGCCCUGUAACAGCCGUUGAACUGGGGGAUUCACAUACCCACAUUCCGUACCCCAAUGAAUUCGACUUGGUCGACGAUGAUGUGAAUGAUAUCUACAUGGACGUUGAGGAUCUCAAGAUUGACUAUGAACGUCACAUCACAAGUGAUGACCCUGGCACAGCCAGUGAAUUGGAACAUGAAACCGCUCAGCCUAUUUACCCUGAGACACUUUAUUUCGCCGAAGACACUGAAAUGACCGAUUAUUUGAACCACAAGCCUGAUACGAGUAUCAAUAUGAAGUCUGCCCACGACAUCAGCGACCUCACACAGUCAGUCGAGGGAAGCCAAGACCGUCACAUCCAAGCUCCCGCUUUUCUCCCCGAGUCAGACCAAGACUCAGAGACAGAUAAUCCACCCUUUUCAGAAGAAUUUGUGAGCGAGUGUGAGUACAGAUUGAUCGGUGGCAUUCAUGAUGACAUUGUGAAUCAUUGGGAUUGGCUCGGAUACCCCGUCUACAAUCGAAGCAUGUCCCCACCUGUGCUUUCCGUGGCGUUCAUGCAGGCUAUCCCUAAAGUCCCAAAAGACAGGGAUCAGCUAGGAGUACGGUCAAUAAUGAGGAGGGCAUCUCAAUACAUCGACCCUGUGUUGGUAGAGCUGGAGGCCGGCGAAUUCGAGUGGAUACAGUGGCAAGGUGAAUUAGUUGCUACCAGCCAGGACCCUGCUGGCUUGCCCCGGAAGUUGACAUGUAAGCCGACCCCGUCGAAGUUGAAGAUUAAGACCAUGGAAUCCAAGGAUCUAUGCGCAGAAAACCGCCCCGACGCCAGGUACUCUUCUGUCCCCCUUGGAAUUGUGAGCAAGACCACCAUUACGGAUUGGCUUGCUUCGAAUCAAACUGCUCAUACAGCCAUUUCUCUCUCCGUUGGUAUCAUGGGCACCGUGAUCAAGAAGGCUUGGCCUGGACCCAAGGUUGUUCCUAUGACAACGUCCUCUUCUCGAGCUAGUAUAACUCACUAUCUAGUCAAAAGCGCGUGGGCUACUACCAGCACCCUUUACAGAUUCUUUGCUUUCUCCCUUGAGAAAAUGAAGGCAGUGACCAGGAAGGUAACUAUCCUAUGA